Messenger RNA from Athene cunicularia (burrowing owl), 2603 nucleotides. RefSeq names its product galactosylceramidase (gene GALC). The transcript has 17 exons. The record is from RefSeq and is a predicted model, not a curated record. Gene Ontology annotation, biological process: galactosylceramide catabolic process. The coding region runs from base 78 to 2099 and encodes 673 amino acids. Gene Ontology annotation, molecular function: galactosylceramidase activity. Gene Ontology annotation, cellular component: lysosome. Lineage: Eukaryota; Metazoa; Chordata; Aves; Strigiformes; Strigidae.
GCUGCAGGGACGGGACGGGGCGGCGCGGGCGGCAGAGAGCAGAGCCGGACCCAACGGAACGGAACGGAACGGGUGCUAUGGGGUGCGCGGCUCUGCUGUGGGGCUGGCUCCUGCUUGGCUGCAGCUGGGGCCCGGGGCUCCCCGCGGUCGGUGCCGCUGCGCUCUCGACGACCUACGUGCUGGACGAUGCCGGCGGGCUGGGCAGGCAGUUCGAUGGGAUCGGGGCUGUCAGCGGCGGCGGGGCCACAUCUAGACUCCUGGUGAACUACCAAGAACCCUAUCGCUCCCAGAUUUUAGAUUACCUGUUCAAGCCAAAUUUUGGUGCUUCUUUACAUAUCCUCAAAGUAGAGAUCGGAGGUGAUGGGCAAUCAACAGAUGGUACUGAACCCUCCCACAUGCACUAUGCAAAUGAUGAGAACUACUUCCGGGGCUAUGAAUGGUGGCUGAUGAAAGAAGCUAAAAAGAGGAACCCCAAAAUUAAACUGAUUGGAUUACCUUGGACGUUUCCAGCAUGGAUAGGAAAGGGUGAAAACUGGCCCUAUGACUAUCCAGAUGUCACUGCUUACUAUAUUGUUUCUUGGAUAUUGGGAGCUAAACAAUAUCAUGAUUUGGACAUUGAUUACGUUGGGAUAUGGAAUGAAAGGGCAUUUAGUAGCAAAUAUAUUAAGCUGUUGAGAUACACAUUGGAUAAGCACGAUCUGCAGCAGGUGAGGAUCAUAGCCAGCGAUAGACUGUGGGAGCCCAUUUCCUUUGUCUUGCUGCUUGACUCUGAACUCCAUGGAGUGGUCGAUGUGAUUGGGGCUCACUAUCCUGGAACAAAAACAGUGCCAAAUGCCUUAUUAACUAAGAAGAAACUGUGGUCUUCUGAAGAUUACAGUACUUUCAAUGAUGAAGUAGGUGCAGGCUGCUGGGCUCGGAUCCUGAACCAAAACUACGUGAACGGAAACAUGACCUCAACCAUUGCAUGGAACUUGGUGGCUAGUUAUUAUGAAGAGUUGCCCUUUGGUCGAUGUGGAUUAAUGACAGCUCAAGAGCCAUGGAGUGGCCACUACAAAGUAGAAGCUCCUAUCUGGAUUACAGCACACACAACACAAUUUACUCAGCCAGGCUGGUCAUACUUGCAAGUGGAUGGACACUUAGAAGGAGGUGGCAGUUUUGUAGCUCUGACAGAUGGCCUAGGAAACCUUACCAUUAUCAUUGAAACUAUGACGCAUAAUCAUUCUCAGUGUAUCAGGCCUCCACUACCUCAUUUCAGUGUGACACCUCAGAGAGCAACUUUCAACCUCAAAGGGUCAUUUUAUAUGGUGGAAACCCUUCAAGUGUGGCAUUCUAGACUUGGUUUUGAAUCUGGAAACUCUAGUCUUUUCCAGCAACUCCAUCCUGUAAAGGUGUGGAAGGGAAGUUUUUCUUUAGAUCUAAAUAUGAAUGAAGUCUACACUUUAACCACACUCAAGACAGGGCAGAAAUGUGGUUACCCAGAGCCUCCACCACCUCAGCCCUUCCCUUCAAAUUACAAAGAUGAUUUCAAUAUUCGUAAUCCACCUUUCAGUGAAGCCCCCAAUUUUGCAGAUCAGACAGGUGUAUUUGAAUACUUCAUAAAUGCUUCUGACCCAGGAGAUCAUGUGUUCACGCUCCGUCAGGUGGUGGUUCAGCGACCCAUCACUUGGGCAUCUGAUGCAGACCAGACCAUCAGUCUCAUAGGAAAUUUUCAGUGGGUAAACAUGACGGUCACUUGUGACAUCUACAUAGAAAAACAACAUGAUGGAGGUGUGUUUAUUGCAGGAAGAGUCGACAGUGGUGGGAUAUAUGUUCGACGUACCAAGGGAGUUUUCUUCUGGGUUUUUGCAGAUGGCACCUACAGAGUCACUGGUGACCUAGCUGGAGAAGAAAUACUAAUGAAAGGACUUUCUGGUGUUCGGGAUAAUGCGUGGCACACACUUACUCUCAACAUUCAGGGCACUUCUACCUCAGGACUGUUAAAUGGUUAUCCACUCUGGGAGAAUGUCACCAUUUCUGAACCAAGUAACGGCUGGGCUGCUAUUGGAACUCGCUCAUUUGAGUUUGCACAGUUUGACAAUUUUCAUGUUGAAGCUAGCUGAGAUAACUUUUGUGUUGGGAGUACCCAAUUCUCAUAUUACUUCGAAUAAGAGCCAGUUCAAACUUUGAGGACAAUUUGAUGCUAUGCUGAGAUUGAUCUGCUGGCAAGGAACCUGAAUUCUGUCAUUAUUAUUUGUUAAAGGUUUAUUUUAGUAAGUAUCAACAUGACUGUGAAUUUAUCCCCUGGUUGCUAUGGGAUUUUGGUCUUCAAUUUUUGGGGGUAAAUUUUAGUUCAAGGUAAUGAUGAAAAUAAAAUAAUGGAUUUCUAUCUCUUUUCAUAACAACAUUUUAACUUCCUAGCUCACCUCUAAGAUAACUUCAGAAGUUAACAGAAGACAGAGGCAUCUCAAGCUGCAUUUUUAACAUUUAUGUGAUUGUGUCCAUUCCUUUCACUCUGAUAGAAAGAAUUAAAUGCCAGUAAGCCUUACUGAGCCAGUGCUACAUGCUUCUGUAGGUCUGUCAUUCUCAGAUUUCAUUUGGAUGAAGUACCUAGUUUUCCUGUAGUU